CUUCCUCUCGCCUUGUAUCCCUCCCCGCGCGGUUCGGUUCCCCACCCCGCCGCACAUCGUUCUGCCUAGCUAAUGCUCGCGACCACCAUGGCUCAGCCUUUUUUUCCGCCCGUCACCAACUUUCCAAUAAAUAAAAAGAAGAAUCUUGGGUUUUGCAAGCUGCUAUUCGAGACACCAUCCGGCUUCGCAAUUUUCACUUUUGAUAUGCGCUACCUCCACAAAGAUAUUGAGGACACCUGGACCUACUUCGUGGGCAACUAUUGGCACUUACUUUUCCUCAAGAUGCACGCUUUCCGUAGGUUCGAGGAUAAGUCUGAUGCCAUCAACCUCUCCACCAGGCGAGUAGGCCCCCGAAUGAUCUCACUGAUCUGCAAGUACUGCCUCCCUGGAGAACUAAUCAUUGUUGGAAGCCUCGAAUAUAAAUUAAUUCUCCAAGAGAAUAUGAGGCGCGCCUGUUCGUACAAUGACAUAGUGAGGGAGAUUAUGUGGGGUAUGCAGAAUCUCAUGCCUCUUUUAAUCCCUCAAGAACAAUCUGUGUUCACAAAAGCGGACCGGCUCCCCAUAUGCAAAGGAUUGGAUAUGCUUUUAUCUCGACACGGCAUUGAUAAUGUCAAGCAAGAGUGGAUUAAUGAAGAUAUUCUUCAGCUGGCUCUCAAGGUGUAUCAUGUUGAUUUACGUGAAAAUGAACAUUCAAAAUUCUUGCGCAGAAGUCUUGGUCUUGAUAAGCAUCUGAAGGCCAUUUCUGGAUUUGAUGCAAAGGAUUGGGAUUUAGUCAAACUUGCAACAGUGCUGAAGACAAUGGUCGAUCCUGAUGAUACACGUCUUCCAAUUGCCAAAGCUUUCGAGAUGUUCUCGCGUGAGGAGGCUAAAUUGAUCGAGCUUGAUGCACCUAAAUAUGAAGAUCUGUUAGACAGGGACACAAUCUCAGAAAUCUAUGAUGACAUUGUUGCUUUCCGUGAAUACGUGGACAAAGUGCUGUUGAAAUUGCGCCACUUGCUUAAGAAGGCUGAAGCAGCAGUGGAAACUGAAGAUGUGCUGGAGAAAGCUGCAACAAAUGGUGUUGACUCCAUGAAGCAAGUUGACCAUACAUGUUUAGCAGUGGACCUGGAAGUACGCAACCAACAAUGUAAUAUCACAGGUGAUGUAGAAAUCUUGCCGCCCAGUAAUAGUGCAGAUGCAGAUGGUGUAGAAAUCUUGCCACCCAGUAAAAAAGUGUAGAAGGAAUGAUGCAGGAAAAUGAAACUGAGAAUGCUAGUUUGGAGAAGCAGAGGAAUGCAAUUCUGGAUGGAGUCGCAAGCUGAGAACAUUAGUGUAGAGAACACUUCUUUUCUUAAGAUAAAAGUUUAAGAAGGGAAGUGGACUGAAGGCAUUAGUACCCAGGAUGCAGAUGAUGGUGAAGAACAGAGACAUACACACAAUUGUUGUUUCACGAGCUUUUGGUGUUCUAAAAGUUCGUUUUGCAAUUUGAAGUACGAAAGGAAUUCUGUGUCCAUAUAAAAAACAAGUCAAAAUUGCUAUGCUUGUUACAUUACUUGUAACUUAGGAAGGUUAAUCCGCCUUUGUUUAGAAAGGGUUGAUCAGCUUGAUGAGU
This is a messenger RNA of Triticum aestivum (bread wheat), 1591 nucleotides long. RefSeq lists its product as uncharacterized. The record is from RefSeq and is a predicted model, not a curated record. The transcript is spliced from 8 exons. Bases 73 to 1218 code for a protein of 381 amino acids. NCBI's taxonomy places the organism in Eukaryota, Viridiplantae, Streptophyta, Magnoliopsida, Poales, Poaceae. Gene Ontology annotation, molecular function: snoRNA binding. Gene Ontology annotation, cellular component: small-subunit processome; box C/D methylation guide snoRNP complex.